This is a messenger RNA of Hippocampus zosterae (dwarf seahorse), 1711 nucleotides long. It is a transcript of the gene p2ry10, whose product is annotated as P2Y receptor family member 10. The transcript has 4 exons. Gene Ontology annotation, molecular function: G protein-coupled receptor activity. The record is from RefSeq and is a predicted model, not a curated record. Gene Ontology annotation, cellular component: membrane. NCBI's taxonomy places the organism in Eukaryota, Metazoa, Chordata, Actinopteri, Syngnathiformes, Syngnathidae. Gene Ontology annotation, biological process: phospholipase C-activating G protein-coupled receptor signaling pathway; positive regulation of Rho protein signal transduction. Bases 260 to 1468 code for a protein of 402 amino acids.
UAAGAAAACGAAGCACAUUCAGCUCGAGAGAGGCAAACAUUCAAACGCAACGUGCAUGGCCGCGUGACAGGUUUCUACAACUGCAAGAAGGCGGGCACCUGGCACCGAAAAGUACCAUCGUGUGUCAGGCUGUCAUUUCUAGAGCAGAGUGAAGCCAUAACUGCUGCAUGGAGCACAAGUUACCGCUGGCGGUUACAUUACAUCUUGGUCUAAUCUGCCCUCUUUAUGCAUGUAGAGAGAAGACGAAGCACAAGUGGGAAUGACGCUCAAUACAUCCCAACCGGGGCCCGCGUCCCAAGGGAACUCAUCAUGUGACCACGAUAUGACUGAAUGGGAAGAGCUCAUGAACAAGUUGUACACAUACUUCUACCUGUUGCUCUUCAUACCAGGGAUGCUCCUCAACACAAUGGCUCUGUGGUUCCUUUGCAGACACAUUAGAAAGAAGACCAAGACGGUUAUCUUCAUGAUAAAUCUGGCAUUAGCAGAUCUGGUUCACAUCCUGUCUCUGCCUUUAAGGAUUUAUUACUAUUUAACACACACGUGGCCCUUUGGGCACAGUGUCUGCUUGCUCUGCUUCUACCUUAAGUAUCUCAACAUGUACGCAGCCAUCGGAUUUUUGAUGUGUAUCAGCGUACAGAGGUGUGUCUUCCUGCUUGACCCCUUCUACACUCGAAAGUGGAGGAGCCGCUAUGACCUCGUGAUCAGUAUAGUGGUGUGGCUGCUUGUUGCUCUGGCCUGCUCACCCUUCAUCCUCAUGCGUGCAAGCAGCAACAGCGGCACCGCCCAUUCACAUCUCAAAUUUAACAAGUCAUCCCCUCUGAAUGUCACCGUGACUUCUUUGACCUCCAGUCUCAGCGCGUUGAUGAAUGAAACUCAGGUCCCCUGUUUUAAAGACUUGCCCAUGCGUCAUGUGCCCUUCUCUCUGGCGGUCACCUUAAUGGUGCUCGCCGAGCUGUUUGGCUUUGUGAUUCCUUUGGCUUGCAUCAGUUGGAGCUCCAUCUGCAUCAGCUGCUCCUUUUACCAGAAACACAACCAGAUUUCAAACAAGUCGACUCUGUGUCUUUCGAUGCGGAGUCGACCCUCCGCUUUCACCUCCGCCGAUAAGAAAGAUGAGACGCAACGACCCAGUGGGGAGAAACAGCGCGCACUGCGGAUGGUUCUGAGUUGCACCUUCGUCUUCCUGUUGUGCUUUGCCCCGUACCACAUUAAUUUCCUCCUCUAUCUGAUGGUGCAACAAAACUUAGUGUCUGAGUGCGCCACCCGUUUGGCCGUGCGCCAGUUUCACCCUGUGUCCCUGUGCUUGGCCAGCCUGAGCUGCUGCCUUAACCCAUUGCUCUACUACUUCCUAACAGCUGAAUUCAGAUUGCACCUCAGGAGGCAAACCUCCUCUUUCACUUCCUCUUUGGUCAGCUCUAAGAACCCUGUAAUGCACAGAUUGUUGAGCUUUGAGAGCAGCUCUUCCAAAUGAGAGGAGAGUGACCGGGCUAAUUUAAAACAUCGUGUUAGGAUAAAAAUGAAAACGUAUGUAUAUACUGUAUUGUGUAAUAGACAUAUAUUUUGCUGAAACACUCUCUGACUUUAAAUCCACGCAGGGGAAGCAAAUGCUCUCUCAGAAGGUUUCACAAGACACGGUUACACAUUACAAGCAGAAGCAUUAUCUAAAUGGAAAUGUAUGUCUUCAUGUGUAAAUAAAGCUCUGGAUUAUCUACAA